Blepharisma stoltei is the source of this 1053-nucleotide messenger RNA. Lineage: Eukaryota; Ciliophora; Heterotrichea; Heterotrichida; Blepharismidae. The record is from the annotation of a GenBank genome assembly.
AUGUACAAGAAGAUUGAAGAAGAAAAAUCUCCUGCGAAGAGCAAGAUUGUGUAUGCGUGUGUAGCUCAAGAUCAAGAUAUCAAACUGCAGUUUUCAUUGCCUGGGAAUAUAAAAGAUACAAUUUCUAAUCUGAUUCAGUCAAGUGCAAAUAAAAACACUCGAUGUUCAUUUAAUUAUGAAAAUGCAUUCCAUGUUCACAUGUAUUUUUUUUAAUAUAAUUUUUUUUAUAUUAAAAAUAAUCCCAAUGCUUAUUUUCAUAAAAUAAAGAAAAAUUUCUAUAUAAUAUAUAAAUAAAAUUUGUUAAAUAUAGUAUAUAAUAUAUCCCCGAAUUCAUAUGUGGUUGUAACUGAAAGCUCUUUUUCACGCAAAAUUGCAUUUGAGUUCUUGGAAGAUGUCAAAGAAAGUUACUUGUCGGGAUCAUUGAAAACGCUAGAUGCAAAAGUAAAAAAAUAUAAUGAGCAUCAAGAUGAAGAUAAAUUAAACAAAAUCAAAAACCAUGUGCAAGAAAUCAAUGAAAUUAUGAUGAUGAAUAUUGAUAAAGUUAUUCAAAGGGGAGCGAAAAUUGAAGUUAUUAUGGAUCAAACGAAAGAACUUGAAGGAAGGGCAAGAAUGUUUAAGAAAAACGCUAAUUUCUAAUACAAAAAUAUUUAUUAAAAAAAAUACAUUUUUAAAUUAGAGUUUUUUUAAUAUAGCGCUUUCCCGAGGAUGGCGCGGAAUGGCGCCAUCCUCGGGAAAGCCAGGAAGGCAUCCACACGGGAACUGGGAGUUCCACGUGUGGAUGCCAUUUUGAUAUGUGGAAGUUUGGAUCCCACAUGUCAAAAAUGGCAUCCACACGUGGAACUCCCAGUUCCCGUGUGGAUGCCUUCCUGGCUUUCCCGAGGAUGGCGCCAUUCCGCGCCAUCCUCGGGAAAGCGCUAUAAAAUAGGUUGAUAAAGGAUUAAGGAAAUUGAAAGAGAAUUCAAAUGCCAAAAUUAUAAGUGGUCUUUUAUGUGCAUAGCUACUUGUGGAUUGCUAAUUGGAAUUUUCGCGGUGAUUAUUUAUUAUGCUCUUUAA